AUGAAGUCGGCAACUUUCCUGGCGGUGGCGAGCACAGCGGCACUGGCACUGGCGCGCAAAUGUCGCGAUAUCAAGGUGCCCGUGUCCAUCUCCGCGGAGAACAUGGUCUUCGACCUCGAGCCGCCGACCACAGAGAUUGAUGUGACAAACUUCUACCUCAACCUAGCCCAGCAGGGCGCCGACUUUCCAAGCGCACUCACGACCGGUACCGCCAAGGUAUCAGGGGACUACGUGCUCCAAACCACAUACUGUGAGCCAGACGAUGGCCCAGGCCACACCCUCCAGGUCAUGACGCACGGCGUCGGUUUUGACAGGUCCUACUGGGAUCUCCCCUUCCAGCCCCCCCAGUACAGCUACGUCGCCGAGGCCGUCGACACCCACGGCUACUCCACCCUGACUUGGGACCGCCUGGGCGUCGGCAUGUCCACCCACCCCGACGACACCGUCAACGAGACGCAGCUCGCCCUCGAGGUGGCCGCCCUCAAAGCCCUCACCGAGCGUCUGCGCGCCGGCAAGGUCUGCGGCAUCCCCACGCCCUACGACGCCAUCGUCCACCUCGGCCACUCCUUUGGGUCCGCCAUCACGUACAACCUCGUCAACGACGACCCGGACAGCAGCCAGGGCAUCGUCCUCACCGGCUUCAGCCAGAUCCCCGACUUUCUGGGCCAGUUCGCCCUCGGCGCCAACUUUGUCCCCGUCCGCAAGGUCGCUGCCCUGGCUGCGCGGUACGAACCCGGCUACAUCGCCGCCGGCAGCGCUGUCGGCGUCCACAUUGCCUUUUUGCCACCCGGCGGCGAAUUUGACCCGGACAUCCUCGACUUUGGCUUUGAGAAUGCCCAGCCGCAUACCACGGGGGAGCUCCUCACCGUUGGCGUCGGCACGGGCGAGGUCAACGCCUUUGCUGGCCCGUGCAUGAUCAUCACCGGCGAGCGGGACGUGCCCUUUUGCGGUGGUGACUGCAUGAGCACUGCGUCCGUUGAUGGGAAGUUUGACAACCUUAUUCAGGCGUCUGCGCCCAUGUUUCCCAAGGCGUCUGUGUUUAACGCCACCGUCGUGCCCAAAACGGCGCACGGGUCACACUUUGGGUACUCGGCCCCGGAUGUGUUUGCCACCAUCCUCGACUUCCUCGGCACGCAGGUGUGA
Messenger RNA from Emericellopsis cladophorae, 1143 nucleotides. RefSeq lists its product as uncharacterized. The coding region runs from base 1 to 1143 and encodes 380 amino acids. The transcript is spliced from 2 exons. The record is from RefSeq and is a predicted model, not a curated record. Lineage: Eukaryota; Fungi; Ascomycota; Sordariomycetes; Hypocreales; Bionectriaceae.